Messenger RNA from Dermacentor albipictus, 1213 nucleotides. Its product is annotated as sulfotransferase 1B1-like. Gene Ontology annotation, biological process: sulfation. The record is from RefSeq and is a predicted model, not a curated record. NCBI's taxonomy places the organism in Eukaryota, Metazoa, Arthropoda, Arachnida, Ixodida, Ixodidae. Gene Ontology annotation, cellular component: cytoplasm. Gene Ontology annotation, molecular function: sulfotransferase activity.
CCUGGGCGGUUUCAAGAGAGCUUAUUUUUUUUUUCCUCGAAGUGGCAUGGAAGUGAAAGAGCUCCGGUUCAUCGACGGCCUGUGCAUUCGCUCAUUUUUCCCUGAAUCCCUCAUUCGCUCUACUCUGGCCUACAGUCCUCGCCCUGAUGACAUCUUCGUCGUUUCGUACCCAAAGUGUGGCACGACUUGGACGCAGUACCUAGUACUCAGCGUACUCACGGACGGAGAACCACCUACACGCCUCGAAGACUUCAUGCUGGCCUCACCAUACAUGGAAAUGAUGGGUGCCGAAGCAGCAGAAAAAAUGCCGAGACCAGGACUGCUCAAAACGCAUCUGCCCUUUGACAAGCAACCAUACUCUAAACAAGCCAAGUACAUCUACGUCGCGCGGAACCCCUACGACGUCUGUGUGUCGUACUACUAUUUCCUCAAAAGCAUGACACCGAAAAGAGUUAAGGACGUCUCAUUUUCGAAGUUUCACCAACUCUUUGUCUCAGGCAGUGUGUCCUACGGCGACUACUUCGACCAUUUGCUUUUGUGGUACAAACACCGCCACGACAACAACGUGCUGUUCUUGACCUAUGAACAGCUGAAGAAGGAACCUGGGUUUUGGGCACUGAAGAUCGCCAAUUUCCUGGGCGGAGAUUACGCAGACCGCUUGCGGGAGGACCCCGUUUUGCUUCAAAAAGUUCUUGACGCAACAAUGCUCGAGAAAAUGAAGCAAGUAUUUAACGGCAAGAUGUUCACUGUCAUUAAGCGGCUGCUGGACCUACCCCCUGACAGGGCUAUCAAAUCAAUGGAAGUCUACAGGAGUAAGUUGGCGCAUCGUGAAGAAAUGCACGAAGAUUGUGGCUUCGUGCGCAAGGGAGUCGUAGGCGACUGGAGAGCUCACUUCAGUAAGGAGCAGAUCAAGAAAACAAAGUCGUGGAUUGCGAGGAAGACCGAAGGUUCUGAUGUAAUGGAGUUGUGGAAAGACCUCCACCUACCAUGACAAGUGCUCAUAAGAACGGCUCUGUGAGCUGUUACAGUAGUGGACACGAAAGCCUGCACCGUGCUGUAUGAUUUCUGUGUAGUGAAAUCACUUAUUACACCAAAAAUUUAUGCACUGAAAUAUAGCCCUUACCUUCACUUCCACAAGAAAACAGAGACUUCACUGUGAAUAUGACUUGUAGCAUCCACAAAAGGUUCAAGGCAGCCUCUCAGGAACAUACGC